UCAUUUUCUGAUAGUUGACUUCCCCCUUUACUACAAUAAUUAUGGAAGAGAAACAGAAGAUUGCUGAGGCUGAAAGCCUUAAGAAGCUCGCCUUCUUUGGAAUCUCGGUGUCCACCAUCGCCACCCUGACAGCGAUCAUCGCCGUGCCAAUGCUUUACAAUUACAUGCAACACGUGCAGUCUUCUCUUCAAAACGAGGUCGAAUUCUGCAAGCACCGAACUGACGGACUCUGGGAUGAGUUCCACAGAUUCGAGACAGUGAAAGGAGUCGACUCUCGUAUCAAGAGAGACACUCGCUCUCGUCGUGGAGGAUACGCUGAGGGAGGAGCCGCAGCUGGCGGAGGUGGAGGUGGAGGAGGAUCGUGCUGCUCUUGCGGAAUCGGAGCCGCCGGACCAGCCGGAGCCCCAGGAAAGGACGGAGCUCCAGGAGAGGACGGAAAGGCCGGAAACCCGGGAACCGCCGGAUCCGACGCCGAGGCUGCCGCCGCUCCAACCGCCUCCGACUUCUGCUUCGACUGCCCACCAGGACCAGCCGGACCAGCUGGAGGACCAGGACCAGCCGGACCACCAGGACCGGCCGGAGCCGACGGAAAUACUCCAUCAGGAGGUGGCGAAGGACCAGCCGGACCACCAGGACCACCAGGACCAGCCGGAAACCCAGGAACCGACGGAGCCCCAGGAAACCCAGGAGCCCCAGGACAAGUCACCGAGACUCCAGGAACCCCAGGACCAGCCGGAGCCGCCGGACCACCAGGACCACCAGGACCAGCUGGAAACCCAGGAUCCGCUGGAGCUUCCGAGCCAGGACCAGCUGGACCAGCUGGAGAUGCUGGACCAGACGGAGCACCAGGAAACGCUGGAGCCCCAGGAGCACCAGGAGAGGCCGGAGCACCAGGAUCCGGAGGAGGAUGCGACCACUGCCCACCACCACGUACCGCCCCAGGAUAUUAAGAGGGGUGUCUGUCGACGAUCAUUUUUCUUUCAUUUUUUGGUUCAGUGCCAUUUCUUACUUCUCUUUUUUAAGGGAAACAGCAAUAAAAAUGAGUAAUUUCAAA
This is a messenger RNA of Caenorhabditis elegans, 1054 nucleotides long. RefSeq names its product Cuticle collagen 40 (gene col-40). Gene Ontology annotation, molecular function: structural constituent of cuticle. NCBI's taxonomy places the organism in Eukaryota, Metazoa, Nematoda, Chromadorea, Rhabditida, Rhabditidae. The record is from RefSeq and is marked reviewed. Bases 42 to 950 code for a protein of 302 amino acids. The transcript has 4 exons.